GGAAGUCAUUUGUUCAUGCCUCACCACCGGGACAAUUUGACUUCCUGCAGUGGAACUGAAGACGGAUUCUCAAGCGAUGUGUGCUACCCAAAAACCGGCACUAAAGAGAAGGAUGUGAAUGGAGCAACAUACAGAUCUCUGUCCCCUCAGCCAUCCUCUGCCAACAGGAGUAACUCCAUGUCCUCAAUCACUCGCUCCCUCUCCAAGACACUCAGCAAGGAAAGCAUGGCGCAUCACGCACAGCAACUCAGCAGUUCAAAGGGCGGCGAACACAUGUGUCUGAAAGUGGCCUUCGCAGUGUUCAUGUCAGUCAUGACCGGAGGUGUCAUCAUGGGCUCACUGUUCGUGGGCGGGAAUCUAACCGUCUAUGAGUCAGCAUACAUUGCGGGCAGUUUCACUCUGGUAUCCUUUUGCCUCCUCGUCGUUUCAAGGAAAACGAGGGCGGUUUAUGCAGUGAUGUUGCCGAGUCUGUGUGCGACUAGGGGUCAAACUGUGAUCAUGUCUCUGGCCUUCUCCUUCAUAUUCAGUCAUCACAUUCAGGCCAUCCUCAGCAACAUGGAACAGGUGGGCAAGUCGAUGGCGUGCCACUCAGAGUUAGCUUACAACCAGUCUCUUCAAGUGCUCGAACUGUACACCUCCCCCUUGGCAGGAUUAGAGGAGCAACUGCAACACUCAAUCGCCAAACUGGAGGGUCUGAAGGAAAUCUAUGAAGACCCGGUGGGCACUGUGGUCGACAUCAUCAACCAGACUGCGAAUGCCGUGGAGCAGAUUAAGAACGAACUGGUCGAAUAUGAAGAGGCAUGUACCCGGAAAUCUAAAGAGUAUCAGAAAGAAUGCAAACUGAUGGGUGAAGACGUGAACAAGUUCUGUGGGUACAUACAACAACAACUUGAUGACUCAGCAAAAGACUUCACGAGACUCCUUGCUGGAGAGAGCUACAACAAAGACAAAUAUGACAGAUGCGUAAGCUGCACGGAACAAAAAGAGGAUGAACAAAUAACAGAUCCCAAUGGCGAGACAGGGCUUUGCCUCCCUGACAUGCCUUGCCCUCCAGUAAAGAAGCGGAGAAAGAGAACGGCCGACAAAAAUGAAGAUACCCAGAGAAACACUCCAAGAACUGCAUCAACAUCAAGUCACAAUCCGGAAGACACGUGUAUGAACUUUACCUCCUUUUGCGAGGGGACCAGUGAUUUGGGUAGUGUUUCCACCUGCUACCCCGCAACAGCUAGCAAGGACCUCGCGGAAGGGGCGGCGAAGUCGGCGCGAAAAGCCGCCGACCUCGUUAUUGAGCAGUUUUACUACAAAGUCGACUACAAUUUCGAAGCAAAUGGAACGUCUAAGCAAAGUUCAAAUGCUUCUGAAAUCGAACAGAAAAUUGUGGAAAGUUUUCAAAAAUUGCGACCCAUACUUGAAAUGGGCUCAAAAAUUUUGUCGAUUAUAAUGGCCCUAUACUUUUUGACAAUACUCCACAAAGCUUACAAAUACAUUUCGGAAUACGUUCAAGAUACAUCUUUCGAUAACCAUUACUUGAACGAAAGUUUAGAAAAGUAUCUGACAGACGGAAAAAGAACUCUGAGAAGAUCUGAGGUUAGAAAACUAGUCAGAAUUUGGCAAUGGAAACGAACUACGACCGAGAACCAAAGAAUUUUCUACAGUUUGAUAACUUCUGCUGUGUACACUUCAACCGCGUUGUGUAUUUUAUUUUUCAACGCCUUUUUCUACUACACGUUAGUUAUGAUUCGAGAUUACGGGGAGUCUGAAGUUGAGUUUGAAGGUAGCACCCUUUUCGUCGUCAAUGUCGAAGGCGAUGGAUUCAUGAAAGGUAUUAUAGAAGUAUUCUUGGAGUCAUACCAUUUCGCUAGUAACUUAACUACUGUUACUAGCAACGAAAAAUGUUUACCAGAUCCAGUCAAACCCGACCGUGAGUUUUUGGUUAACAUGUGUGUUUUGAGCUGCUUUGUGCUGUUUUAUUUCACUAUCAUUGCCCAAACUUGGGUCCUAAGAUUCAGACAUGUUAUAUGCGGAAUGUUCUUUGAAGGAUCUGAAACUUCAAGAUUGCAUUACCUCGUGAACAAACUGACGUAUCAGAUCGAAAACCGUGAAAUGAUUAUAGCUCAGAAUGUGCUCAGAAGCUUCCAAGAAGACAAAACGCGGAAGCAGUUCCUGGAAUUCGGAAUAGUGAGGAAAAUUUCGAAAAUGUCGCGAGGUGUGCAUGGCUAUUGCUAUGCAUGUCGCAGGACCGGUUGGGGGCGACAUAAAAAGAUAGAGUGCAGCGAUCACUUUAUAAACUGCCAAGAAAUCACAAUUAAAGCCACGUUUUGCAUUCCUUGCAGCUUCGAAAUUUACAACUCGUGCAUUUUAUGUCGACUAGAAAUUGUGGAUUUGGAAUCGCAAGCGCAAUUUUUGGCACCGAAUUUGUUAUCGAACAUUGCUUUAAAACCGACACUGGAGUUACCCGUUUUGGGCGCUAAGAACAACAAAGUCGGUCCUGCGCCAAGCAACCCGACUGAUGAGAACGAUUGCACAAAAGCUUGAUAUAGUUGUUAUACUUAUAUGAUGUCAUUAUAGCUGAAGAAUUGACGUAAAAAUAAUCAAAUGACAGUACGAAAUUGACAUGGAAACUUUUUUUAUAAUUGAUAGAUAUAUCAAAAAUCAACCGCUAACUCCGUAAAAGAUAUCAACUUUAGUCGGUUUCAGCUUUAACAGUGUAAAUUUAACGACUUGCAGUACUGAAAAGAUAAAUUAUAGAUCUUGUGAUUAAUUUUAACAAAAACAUGUCUGUUUUGUUUAAAAUUUGAUAAGAGGAGAUUAUUAACUUAAGA
This is a messenger RNA of Symsagittifera roscoffensis, 2822 nucleotides long. RefSeq lists its product as uncharacterized. The record is from RefSeq and is a predicted model, not a curated record. Gene Ontology annotation, cellular component: membrane. The transcript has 11 exons. The coding region runs from base 16 to 2535 and encodes 839 amino acids. NCBI's taxonomy places the organism in Eukaryota, Metazoa, Xenacoelomorpha, Acoela, Convolutidae.